This is a messenger RNA of Mucor mucedo, 1352 nucleotides long. RefSeq lists its product as uncharacterized. The transcript has 9 exons. Bases 138 to 1277 code for a protein of 379 amino acids. NCBI's taxonomy places the organism in Eukaryota, Fungi, Mucoromycota, Mucoromycetes, Mucorales, Mucoraceae. The record is from RefSeq and is a predicted model, not a curated record.
GGCUUCUUAUUCCACCAAACUACAUUAAUUACAUGAACAAUACCAAUUUUAACAGUGGCGAAGAUAGUGACGAGGUAAAGAUAAAUAAAAAAGGAGUUUGUGUGUGUGUGUUGAAGGUGCCUGUUUAACAUGUAUAGAUGGAGCGCUUGGGAGAAGUAUUUGCAAAGUCGAUUCGUGAGCAACUUGAAAAGAUACGCAAGGAUAAAGUUGUACUUGAAGCUGACUUAAACUCUCGAAACAAGUCGUUUGAAUCGACGCUUGGUCAACUACAGAACAUGGCAAGUUCUGAUAGUACGGUUCACCUGGAAGAAUUGAUGGCGAUUGAAAGUUUAGGAGAGCUUCGAGCACAAGUGAAAAAGUUGCAUGAAAAAUACGUGCAACAACAAGCACUUAUCAAGAAACUUGAGUUUGAACUAGAAAUGGAGCAAGGACACGUAAAGAUUCUCCGAAAUGAUAACAAGCUAUUACGACAAAUGACGGUAGAUAUGAAUGCCAUGGCGGAACAAGAGGAAGAAUUCAUCUCGAAUCGAUUGCUGAAACGUAUCACGGGACUCAAGAAAGAAAAGGGAGAAUUACUUUUACAAGUAGAGCAAGAAGAGGAAUACAUGACGAAUAUGUUACAAAAGAAAUUGUCGCAACUUCAACGUGAAAAGAUUGAUAUGGAAAACUCGUUGGAGCAGGAACAAGAAUAUAUCGUUAAUAAGUUGCAGAAACAAUUGGAUGCUUUAAAGAUGCAACAACAACAAUCUCCUUUGAUGACUGUACAUGAUGGCGCUCCAUCACCUGGUCCUGUGUCACCCAGCAUGCCCAAAAAAUGGAAUUCUUCAGAAUCAGGUACAGCUGAAAUGUUGCUCUCCGAAAUCGCCGUCUUGAAAAACCGCACAAUUGAAAUGGAGAAAGAGUUUCUUUUAAAGAUGCAACAGUGUAACAAGUACAAGAGUGAAUUGGUUCAUUUCCGUAAACAAGCAGGUUCAUCCAUUGAAGAUAUUCCUUUUGAUGAAGGUAUUCCUGCUGUCUUUCGAACCGUGCCUCCUUCUCCUGGUCGAGGUGGCAGAAUUCGUCGCUCUACAUCCACUUCUUCUCAACGUUCGUUGACUUCAGAUAAGAACUUGAGCAAUAUUCCACCUUUACAAUUGGAUGAACCAGAUCGUGGAUCCAAUCGAUCUCGUUCAAAUAGCUCCACCACAUCCGUACCACCACAACCACCUAAACGAGAAACUUCUUCCCGAAGAGUUUCUGGAACAUUAUUGAGCUUAGCUUCCCAACAAAAUAAUUAAUUUUUUUUUUUUUUUUUUUUUUGGCUCGUUUUAAAUAAAUUUGCAUACGCGCGUUUCCAAUUUUUUUUUUCUUCU